Messenger RNA from Triticum dicoccoides, 1444 nucleotides. RefSeq names its product probable glutathione S-transferase DHAR2, chloroplastic. The transcript has 7 exons. The record is from RefSeq and is a predicted model, not a curated record. Lineage: Eukaryota; Viridiplantae; Streptophyta; Magnoliopsida; Poales; Poaceae. Gene Ontology annotation, biological process: protein glutathionylation; cellular oxidant detoxification; ascorbate glutathione cycle. The coding region runs from base 140 to 931 and encodes 263 amino acids. Gene Ontology annotation, molecular function: glutathione dehydrogenase (ascorbate) activity.
CCCGCGACGAGAAGCCUCUGAGACGGAGACGCACCGGAAUCAAGGAAGCGCACGCGUCCGCCGAGAUAAGCCGUCCUUCCGCCUCCACCUCUCCUCCCACAGCUCGCCGCCGCCUGACACCGGGGACCAGCCUCUAGUCAUGGCUGUCCUGCUCCGCACCACCACCUGCGCCACCGCCGCGACCGCCGGCUCCUCCUCGACCCUCCUCGCCACAACCUUCCGCCGCGGCCGCCGCCUCCUCCCAGCCCGCGCUUCGCCGCCGCGCCGCGCCUUCACUGCCCGCGCCUCGGCCGAGCCUCUGGAGGUUUGCGCCAAGGCCUCCAUCACCGUCCCCGACCGCCUCGGCGACUGUCCUUUCACGCAGAGAGUUUUGUUGACGAUAGAGGAGAAAAACCUUCCUUAUGAAUUAAAACUAGUUGAUCUUGCUAACAAACCAGAUUGGUUGUUUACAAUUAACCCAGAAGGUAAGGUGCCUAUUGUAAAGCUCGAGGACAAAUGGGUUGCUGAUUCUGAUGUUAUAACACAAGUGUUAGAAGAAAAGUAUCCUCAACCAUCCUUGGCAACUCCACCAGAAAAGGCUUCAAUAGGGUCAAAAAUAUUCUCCACAUUCAUUGGCUUUCUCAAGAGUAAAGAUACCAAUGAUGGAACAGAACAGACACUACUUAGUGAGCUGACUUCAUUCGAUAGUUAUCUAAAAGACAAUGGUCCAUUUAUCAAUGGUGGAACAAUUUCUGCCGCUGAUCUCUCUCUUGCUCCGAAAUUAUAUCACAUGGAGAUUGCUCUUGGUCACUAUAAGAAUUGGUCUGUCCCAGAUGCACUUGCACAUGUGAAAACAUACAUGGAGACUAUUUUCUCAAUGGAUUCAUUUGUCAAUACUCGGGGCCUGCCAGAGGAUGUCAUUGCUGGAUGGCGCUCAAAAGUCAUUGGUUAAGUCACGAUAGUAAAGUAAGACAUCCAGAUAAGCUGAGAGAUGAGUCUAUCGAGUGAUAAAGGGUGAGGAGGUUUCCAAGUUAUGUGUAUGAGCUGCAGAUAUUUACUGAAGAAUUUCAGUGUAAAGCUUUGAAGGUAAUUUUGUCAGAUCUUUUUUCUUUUGCUCUCAGUAUCAAAUGGAAAGUGUCAAUAUAAACGUUAUGGAAUUAUAAUUUGUCAUGGAACCUCGUUUUGUUAAAUGUAUAAAUAGAGAGACAUGGCUGUCUCCAUUGUUGCAUUGUUUAUUUAAAACCUUACUCGCCAAAAUAUAUAAGCUGUGAUACGGACCAAGCUUUUGGGAAGUUGAUGAAAGAUCAACAGAUUAGCUGGUCCAUUUCGUUGUAAAAUGUAAAUUGUAAAUAGUAAGUAUUCUUCCAUGUGAUUUGAGUUCGUUGCAGAAUCAGUGAUUAUAUGAACCAAUCAUGUAAUAAUUUAUCCAUCGUUAUCCUAAGCUAGGUCCCACAACUGUGAGAUA